AUGAUGUAUAACUAUCUUUCAGACGCUCCAGAAUAUCCCUACCUGGAAAAAGAUGAAAUUUACGGAUCGGAACAGGUAAACUGUAUGAGCAAAGCCUACCCCGUACAUGGACGCCUUCUCAAGGCUGAAACAAAUGACAGAAAUGGAGGAAUCGAACGAUGCGGUAGCAGUUAUUGUUUCACCAUCUAUUCGGUCUACGGUUACUACAAUGUCCAGUGUACCUUCGAGGGAGCGCAUGAGGCCGUGGGUUUUACCUUCGUAAAAACGCUCAAUGCCACUUACAUUGGUCCGGAAUAUGUGCCAACGCUGCAGCGGCGUAGUGACUUAGCUGCGUACGCAUUUGACACUUUCAUUCUUAUCGAGUGUCUACUCUUCAUCCUCCUUCUGGGACUCUUUACCAUCCUGGGAGUCAGGGAGCAGAAGGAGAGAGUGAAACAACUGACGAUGCGGGCUAAUCAAAAGUCACGGGAAUAUAAACCUUCUAUCCUCAAGGACCUUGAUGGACAGUACGUAAACGUAGACAUGAUGGAAUUUACGAAGAACGACCACCUUCGGUUGGUGACAAUGACAACACUUUUUGACGGCUGCUACGACCAAUUUGCUAAGAAGACGAAAAAGCCGCCCGAAGAGGAGCCCGCUACCGAGACCAGACCUACCUACCGAGCAACAGUCCGCAAGGCCAUGAACAAAAUGCUAACUGAAAAUUUCAACGAAUCAUCCUCCUCGUCUGAGGACGAUUAUGAUACAGAAACGGCUACCGAGCUGUCUAGAUCCGGAAACAACCCCUUUUCCUACGAUUAUGCUUAA
Dibothriocephalus latus is the source of this 807-nucleotide messenger RNA. The record is from the annotation of a GenBank genome assembly. Lineage: Eukaryota; Metazoa; Platyhelminthes; Cestoda; Diphyllobothriidea; Diphyllobothriidae.